This is a messenger RNA of Trichophyton rubrum CBS 118892, 348 nucleotides long. RefSeq lists its product as uncharacterized. Lineage: Eukaryota; Fungi; Ascomycota; Eurotiomycetes; Onygenales; Arthrodermataceae. The transcript is spliced from 2 exons. Bases 1 to 348 code for a protein of 115 amino acids. Gene Ontology annotation, cellular component: membrane. Gene Ontology annotation, molecular function: signaling receptor activity. The record is from RefSeq and is a predicted model, not a curated record.
AUGGGAAUCAUCACUCUCAUACAGGGCUGCUUUAUCAGUGGAAUCUAUUUUGGAUUCUACUGCGAGCCUUACCUUCAGCGAUUAUACUGGACUAUGAUUGUUGUCCUUGGCUCGUUGACAGCGACCAUACUGCUGUCGUCCAAAUUCCAAGACCAAAAGUGGAGAGGAUUUCGUGUUGCCGUGUUUGUUUGCACUGGCCUCUCUGCAUUUGCGCCUAUUACGCAUGCUCUAUUUCUCUACGGACUAAAGCGAAGUAUGAAUGUUGGCCUGCCUUAUUAUCUCACUGAAGGCGCCAUGAUCGCUUUCGCGGCUUUCAUAUAUGAGGUGAGAAAUUCCCAUGCUGUCUAA